AUGUCGGCUGGCAACCAAUACUGGAUGCCAGAUCACCUCUGCAAGGUAUGCUACGACUGUUCUGCAGCGUUUUCACUCUUCCGACGUCGUCAUCAUUGCCGACUCUGUGGGCAAAUUUUCUGCUACGAGUGCAGCAGCCAAUUCGUCGACGGAACGCCCCAUAGCUUCCCUGGCGUCAUUCGAGUGUGUACGUUCUGCUUUCAAUUCGCAGAUGCUGCUGGGAAGAAGAAAUUACAUGACAAGGAUCAGAGACGGCACUCGAUCGAGAGUUUAGAUGCGAACGAGACGUCGAGAGAAUCAUUUUCGAGUCGAUUUGACCGAACGUCACAUCGACUGAGUGAAGAACUUAGCGGAGUGAAGCCAUCACCGCUUGUUUUUGGUCCUCCCGUCGACCCAAAUGAAGUACCGACACUGUUAUCACCAGUCGAUUCGAAUUCAAGUGACAUUGAGCAGUCUGCUGACCCAACAAGCGCCACAAAUGAGUCGAUAGAUUUAUUUGAGGAAUCAGACAGUACAGAAGUGCAGCGAAGGUUUCGCCCUCAAGUACGGACCAGAAGGAGACGUUCUAGUGCUGAACUUUUGGAUGCGAUUGAAAGUGGGGGCCUCAUGGAGGCAGAAGUGCUCGCUUUUAAGCAGGGGAGGAAAAAGGCGUCUCCUAAAAAGGAGGUUUCAACGGUCCUCGAAGAGACACAGUGGGAACUUGCGACGCAAAACAGUAAUAACCUCCACACGCAACGAGAGAUUGCGCUGGACAUGUAUAUGCAAAGCGCCCACGAACAAAUUCGCGAUGGUAUUAAACAGUCCGUGUCUGCUCUGUCAAAGGGCUUGCCAGAAGCUGAGGCGAUUGAUCGAGAUCAGCUGGCUUUGACGCUGGAAGACAUGGCGUUUGUCGUGACGGGACAUUUACUGUUUAGUAUGAAUUUCCGCUCUCCAAGUGGCUUCAACUACUCGAAUCUCGUCAAAGUGAAGAGCAUCGCAAUGGCUACCAGCUCCAAGAAGGAACCGAGUUACAAUUUCAAAUGGCUCGCUGGGACUGUGUGUCACAAACACUUGAGUCACAAGCAAAUGGCGCGGGAGGUGGCGAACCCGCGCAUCUUGCUGUUUGCUUGCGGAAUAAGCUACGAUCGCUCAAAUGGCACUGGGCGAAUGAGCUCACUGGACACAUUACUGGAGCAGGAGAAGAGCUACAUGGCCAUAUUGGUUGACAAGAUUUCGGCGCUGGAGCCAGAUGUAAUUUUUGUGGAGAAGACUGUGUCACGACAUGCACAAGAGCUAUUGUGUGAGCGCCGAAUUUCGAUCGUGCUCAACGUCAAGAGUGAAAUGCUGCGUCGAAUCGCACGUCACACUGGAGCUGACGUUCUGACAUCGGUGGAUCAUGUGGAUAAAGCCGAUCCUGCUAAAGUAAUUGGUCGAUGUCGUUCAUUCAUGGUCAAAUCGAUUCCUGUAGUUCCGGACGAAGGCUUGUCGCCAGCGAAGAAGUCGUUGCAGGCGCUUGCUGGGGUGUUUAUGAAAGCACCUGCAGUGCCAAGUCGCUUGCGAACUGAUACCUACUUGUACCUUGACGGAUGCGACCCAUUAAAUGGCUGCACAGUACUUAUCACUGGCCCAUCAAAGCAAACGUUGAGGGUAUUCAAGCAGCUGACGCGUACAGUGCUAUCGAUGACGUAUCAGUUGCUGUUGGAAGCUCAUGUGCUGUCCGAUCUUGACUUGAACAAGAAUAUCAGAGCGAAACUUAGCGAGGAACAACACACUACCUGGUGUACAACGUCCACUUUACGAGUCCGGGACCCUGGAUCUUCGAACCCUCGCUACCAUCAGUGCGUUGAAGCUAAACAUCUUCGCAUUACAGCCUGUUCAGACGAAGACGUGUCAUUCGGCAAUUUUCUCAACCAAGAAUUGGCAGCUCUCUCGCUAAAGUGCCAGAAUGUCAAAUGCAAUCGCUUAAUGGCAGAACAUGUGCACUCAUUCAGCUGCCGGACAGGAACGAUCACAAUUUCGUUUGAAGAGUUGCCAGACAAGAACAAACAAUCUCUAUCGAUGUCUCUGAGUCAAGCGAGCGACCCUGGAGUAACAGAUAAAUCGUUUGGAUCUUUCAGUGAACUGUCCUUCACGAUGGGAUCGGAGCGGGAUAUCAACCUGCUGGCGAUGAUGACACCAAAUUCCUUUUCCCAACCGUCUGGAAGUGAAGACGACACUGCAUUAGCCGCGGAGAACGGAUACCCUACAGUGAUAUUUUGGCGGUGGUGUCACGAAUGUAAAGGUGUCAUUUCCCCUUUUAUCCCGUUGGAGAAGUACAUUUACAAGUACUCGUUUGCGAGAUUCCUUGAAGUUCUCUUCACUGAGGCAGAAGGAUCGGUGUUGCCUAAAUCACCGUCCGCGAUGUGUGCACACACCUCUAUGGAGUCGCACGUGCUUUUCUUCAACAUCGGCAACUCGGUUGCACGUUUCGAGUUCCAGAAGCAGGUGUCACUUCGUCUUGAUCGCUCCAAUUUGAAGCACGGCACUGGUAUCGUUCAUCUAAAGCAACCUUUGGAGAAAACCGAGCGAGAAAUUGUGGAAAAAGAAGUCUCUGCUCGUCUGGAGGGGUUGAAAGGGCUGCUGAAAGCGCUGAUACAGUCUUUCACGGAAAAGGUGCAGGGGAUUAUUCAGGCUGUGGAGGCUUUUGAGCGCACUGAUACAGAUCAUCAUCACGCUCGCAUCAUUCUUGAAGUCAUGUGUAUUUCCAAGAUGGUGCGAAGUGGUGAUGCAAUGAUUUCCCAUAAAUUGACGCAACUGGAGCAGGAAACUGCGAACAGUUUGGGCGCUUGCGACGCCACGCACCGCGCGCUGUAUUUGAUGGCGUGCAAGUGGAUCACUUGCAUACUGCGACUUCGCAAGCUAGUUAAGAAGCAUGUAUCGACGGAAACGGCUCCACCAGCACCGAAUAGUGGCUCGUUCACGCUUGGAGGUGUUACCUUUCAUCCUUCAGCUGUGAUGUCGCCGAUUGUAUCGCCGCGGGUUGUAGAGGAGGCUACUUUGACGCCCAGUGUCAUUAUUAAAGAACCUGAUUGGGGUGAAGGUGCCGAGCCGCUUGUUCGACGCCGAAGUAGUGGUGCCCUAAAUUCUGCGAUUGAGUCAGAAGUGAUGACGCGAAGUGCAGUAUCACCGUCAUCGACGAUCGGACACAUUGAAUCCUUGAAGCGACCACCGAUGCCGUUCUCAAGCGGCGCCAGCAGUAGUGGAGACGGAAAAGAGAGCUCACGACCAGGUUGGAAGGAUGCGUUGUUGGAUCUCUACCGCGUUCUCGGUCGACCUGAGCCUGGAAGCGACUUCACUAUUGAUCUUCCAGAAGAGCUGACUACGGGGCACCCUAGUCUCCCUCACCGAUCUAAGUCUCGAGUUGUGCUGGUAAACGAGGCACAACCGAUCACAUGGGUUGCGUAUGCUUUGUCAACUGAUUCCUACGAGGAAGAGUUGGACGGAUGGAAGCUUCGUGUCCACAGUGAAGGCGUCGAGUCGGUUGAUGCGCAGAAACAACAUUUUGAUGGUGCAAGCACGAAUUGGUCGCGUGCUGCUCUCGAAACAACACUGAAUGUGCCGUUUAAGUUCGCCGCAAUAGAAAUGCCGCUGCACUUGUCGCUGCUUUCUGGAAAGACAUCGUCAACAAUGUCAAACACGUGCUGGGAGCUAUCGACGAUAGCGUACUACCCACUUCAGUUUGAAGUCCUACGCGAAUUAUUCUACGGGAGUCUGCAAAAUUUUGCAUUUUCAAUAUCUCACGUGGCAAAUUGGGAUGCCAACGGUGGUAAAUCAGGAGCCUCUUUUUACCGAACACUCGACGACCGCUUUGUGAUCAAACACAUUUCAUCGAAAGAAAUGCAGAGUUUCUUGGGAUGCCUUCCAGAGUACUUUAAGUACAUGGCGAGUAUCUACUUCGAUGGUUGUGCCAGUCUUUUAUCAAAAACUGUGGGGCUUUACCAGACGACCAUCACUCGAAAGGACUCCGGACAGAAGACAGUGCAAUACAUCUGUGUCAUGGAAAACGCGUUCUACCAAAAGCAGCUCACUCGGACCUACGACCUCAAGGGAAGCUCUCGGAAUCGAUUCGCCAAGCCACGUCCCUCUUCAGAGAAUGAUACCAGUGGCCGUGUACUGCUGGACGGCAACUUCUUGGAAUUCACCAAAGGCCACCCCGUGGGUGUGCUAGCAGAGGACCACAAAUUUAUUCUGAAGGCUGUGGAGAACGAUACUGCGUUUCUCUAUUCGAUCAACAUCGUCGACUAUUCGAUGGUCAUGGGGCUAAGCUAUCGUCGAGAUACUGUCAAGGGAGAGGACGACGAGGAUCCAUCCGAAAUGACCGUCGGCAUUAUUGACUACUUGCGCCAAUUUGAUCUAAUAAAGCGGGUGGAGAGUGUCGGCAAGUCUGUGGGUAUGAUCGCUGGCCAGUCGUCUCCCACGAUUAUCGAGCCGGGGCUGUAUGGAAAACGCUUUCGAGAUGCCAUACAUCGGUACUUUAUGCCAGUAACUCCAAUAUCGUCCGGCACCAACGAUGAUAAAUAA
Molecule: messenger RNA, 4539 nt
Organism: Phytophthora infestans T30-4
Lineage: Eukaryota; Oomycota; Peronosporomycetes; Peronosporales; Peronosporaceae
Product: phosphatidylinositol-3-phosphate 5-kinase
Exons: 7
Coding region: 1-4539 (1512 amino acids)
Biological process (GO): phosphatidylinositol metabolic process
Molecular function (GO): 1-phosphatidylinositol-3-phosphate 5-kinase activity; metal ion binding; ATP binding
Source: RefSeq, a predicted model, not a curated record